AUGGACAUGAAAAGCGUCGGAUCUUUCUACUACGAUAACUUCGCCUUCCCCGGCAUGGUGCCGUAUAAACGACCCGCCGCGGACAAAGCAGGUGUUCCUGUCUACCAGCCCGCGACGACCUACCAGCAGCUGAUGCAGCUUCAGCAGCCGUUCGUGCCCGUGUCAUGUGAGUACCCCGCGCCCGCUACAUCCGCCCCGCCGACCGCGACGGCGCCCGCGCCGUCCGCUCAGCCAUCCGCUGCAUCCGUCCCCGUAUCAGUGUCCGCGGCUACACCGCAGCCCGCGGUCGCACCCCCAGCCGCAUCGUCGCCCGCGCCUGUGGGUGAUGCGGGUGCGCCUGACCCGGCUGCCGUUGCUAAAGAAGUGGCGCAGAAGAACUACGUAGCUGCACUGGCUUUCGCUGCCCAACACUCUGCAAUGGCACAGGCGGCGGCCGCAUAUACACAACAAGCUCUAAAAGCCCGAGCUGGACACGCAGGUGUGCCAGGUUACAUGCGUACGCCAUACAUGAUGCGGCCGGGUUGGCCCGCGCCGCCUAUGCCCAUGCCCUACUACCAACAGCCGUUCAUGUAUGCGAUGCCGCCGCCCACACCUCCCUCGGCCGCAGCGGCAGCGGCCGCGGCGGCUGCGGCGGCUGUCAACCCCUACAAAAAGAUGAAGACGACAUAG
This is a messenger RNA of Arctia plantaginis, 669 nucleotides long. The record is from the annotation of a GenBank genome assembly. NCBI's taxonomy places the organism in Eukaryota, Metazoa, Arthropoda, Insecta, Lepidoptera, Erebidae.